GUCUGCACCAUUUUCCGGUUGUGGAAAAAAGACAAGUUCCGGUUGCUAUGGGUGCUAUCAUGAAGCUAAGAAGCUGAGACAAUUAAGCGAACAGUAUUCGAGACUUCUGGAGUUGGCACCUUGAAACCGAUCGAGUCCUUUAGUGAAGAGCGGCGUUUUCUGGGAAAGCGACGGAAUCAUAGUCUUGCCUGAAGAUGGUCUGAUGGACCGCCGUUUCCUGCUGACCUUUCUCUUCUGCUCUGCAUCGUGGAUCUUCUUCUGGGAAGUGCGCUGGAAGAAAGGAAAAGAGAGUCAAAUUGAAGGAUGGCUUCAAGGGCACAACCUCUCAGAAUACAGACACUUAUUUGAAGAUGUGCAGACCCUGGAGGAGCUGAUCCUGACAGCGCUAAGCCGUCUGGAGGAGGAGGUGAAGGAGGCCGGGCGCUGGAGCGAGCUGGCCCAGGCUCACAUCCACCUGCUCAGAGACUUUGCCUUCCAGGAGUGGCUCUGCUCUCAGAACCUGGAGCAUUACUACCACACACUGAGGAAGCUGGGUUGUAUGAAUCUGGAUGAUUUAGCCCAGUUCGACAGUCAGCUGCAGCUGUCGCUGGCUGCGUGGGGGUAUUACUACGAAGAUUACAUCAAACUGUCCACCGGCGUCAAGGUCCUCCAGACCUCCAGGGGGAGCCGUGACCAGGACUACGAGAUCCAGCUGGUGCACAGCCUAGCACAGAGGCGUCUGAAUGAGAAGUGGUCGAUCGCCGGAGCUCUUAUAUUUGGCUGUACUGUGGCGCUGUGCUUUCUGAUAAGGGACCUCAUGUUUUACGUGAUUGGUGGAAUUACUGUUUCCAUCAUAGCGUUCGUCUUCACCAUCAAGUUCCUCUGUGAGCUCGCCGCCCGUGUGGUCAGCUUCCUGCAGAAUGAGGACCCAGGGCGCCGUGGAGACCGAAGCAUCUACGACUAUGUCCGGGGAAACUACCUGGACCCCCGCUCCUGCAGGGUGUCCUGGGACUGGAAGGACCCGCAGGAAGUUGGCCAGACCAUGAGCUUCCGUGUUCAGCUCUUCUACAAGAACGGCCAGCCCUUCCCCGCCCACAGGCCGGUGGGGCUGAAGGUGAACAUCACCCAUGUGGAGCUGGCCCUGGACAUCCCCGUCACCCAGGAAGUCCUGCAGGAGCCCGAGGCCAACGUGGUAAAGGUGGCCUUCACCGUCCGCAAGGCCGGCCGCUACGAGGUGGCCAUCAAGCUGGGAGGCCUCAACGUGGCCUACAGCCCUUACAACAAGAUCUUCCAGCCAGGUACCGUGGUCCCUUCCAAGACCAAGAUAGCGUACCACUUCUCCACCCUGCUCCUGACCAGCGGGCAGCAGCACGUGCUGCAGAUCGAGCCCAGAGACGAGUACGGGAACCCCACCAGCUCCUCCACCUCCCUCUCAGAUGAGCUCCACUACACCGUGCACAUCCACUCGCUGGGCACGGUGGACGAGGACAGCCUGGAGGACUGCUACAGCCAGACGCUGUCGUCCAACAAGCUGCUGUGUCAGGUGCUGCUGAAGCUCACCCUGCAGAGGAGGGGUUGUUACCGCGCACGCGUCUCCUACCAGGACCAGCUGCUUAGCAACGGAGAGUUCGACAUCAUCGUCCUCAGCGAGAACGAGAAGAACUGUGUGGAGAAGAACGUGUCCACUCCAGGGAUUAGCAUCUACUUUGAGGCCUACCUGUACAGCAGCGGGGCCUACAGCUCCUCCUGGCAGCUGCCCGCCUCCUCGCUGCUGGGCCCCCAGAGACGGCCCUCCAUGGGGGACGAAGAGGACGAGCAUGACUCCCCCGUGGAGGGGCAGCCGGAGAAGGUCAAGAAGCCCAAAAAAGUCUACUGCUACAUAUCGCCAAAGCAACUUUCUGUGAAGGAGUUCUACUUGAAAAUUAUUCCUUGGCGCCUUUUUACUUUCCGAGUGUGUCCUGGGACUAAGUUCUCCUACCACGGCCCUGACCCCAUUCACAAGUACCUGACUCUGGUGGUGGACGAUGGGAUCCAGCCCCCGGUGGAGCUCAGCUGCAAAGACAGAAACAUCAUGGCCGCCACGUUCAUCCGCUUCCUCCAUAAGAACAUCGGAGGCUCAGAGACGUUCCAGGACAAGGUGAGCUUCUUCCAGCGAGAGCUGAGAAACCUCCACUCCAAGAGGCCUCGCACCAAGACCUGCCUGAAGAUCAGCAGACACACCAUGCUGGACUCAUCUCUGAAGGCCACAAGGAACUUCUCAGUGUCAGACUGGAGUAAGAACUUUGAGGUGGUGUUCCAGGAUGAGGAGGCGUUGGACUGGGGAGGCCCUCGUAGAGAAUGGUUCGAGCUCAUAUGCAAGACCUUGUUCGAUACGUCCAACCAGCUUUUCACACGCUUCAGCGACAACAACCAGGGCUUGGUCCACCCCAACGCAGAGCGCCCCGUCAACCUGCGCAUGAAGAUUUAUGAGUUUGCGGGCCGCGUGGUGGGGAAGUGUCUGUAUGAGUCGGCGCUGGGCGGAGCCUACAAGCAGCUGGUCCGCGCUCGCUUCACCCGCUCCUUCCUCGCACAGAUCAUCGGCCUCAGGAUGAAUUACAAGUACUUUGAGACGGACGACCAGGAGUUCUAUAAGACCAAGGUCUGCUUCAUCCUAAACAACGACGUCAGCGAGAUGGACCUUGUGUUCGCUGAGGAGAAGUACAGCAAGUCAGGACAGCUGGAGAGGGUGGUGGAGCUGAUAGCCGGAGGAGCCCAGAUUCUUGUGAACAACGAAAAUAAGGUGCACUACCUGAACCUGCUGUCUCAGUACCGGCUGGCCAGCCAGGUGAGGGAGGAGGUGGAGCACUUCCUCAAAGGUCUGAAUGAACUUGUUCCAGAGAACCUUCUGGCCAUAUUUGAUGAGAACGAGUUGGAGCUGCUGAUGUGUGGGACUGGAGACAUCAACGUUCAGGACUUCAAGACUCAUGCUGUGAUCGUCGGAGGCUCCUGGCACUUCAGAGAGAAGGUGAUGAAGUGGUUCUGGGCCGUGGUGUCCAGUUUCACCCAGGAGGAACUGGCCCGUCUGCUGCAGUUCACCACAGGCUCCUCCCAGCUACCCCCCGGAGGCUUCAACACCCUCUGCCCCUCCUUCCAGAUCAUCGCUGCCCCCACACACAGCACCCUGCCCACCGCACACACCUGUUUCAACCAGCUCUGUCUCCCCACAUACGACUCCUACGAAGAGCUGCACAAGAUGCUGAAGCUGGCCAUCAGUGAGGGCAGCGAGGGCUUCGGCAUGCUCUGAGUGUCUGGUCUACAUCAGGCCUGUGUCUGAUCCUGGCUGCUCUACAUCAGGCCUGUCUGUCUGAUCCAGACUGCUCUACAUCAGGCCUGUGUCUGAUCCAGACUGCUCUACAUCAGGCCUGUCUGUCUGAUCCAGACUGCUCUACAUCAGGCCUGUCUUUCUGAUCCAGACUGCUCUACAUCAGGCCUGUCUGACUGAUCCUGGCUGCUCUACAUCAGGCCUGUCUGUCUGAUCCAGACUGCUCUACAUCAGGCCUGGCUGACUGAUCCAGGCUGCUCUACAUCAGGCCUGUCUGUCUGAUCCAGACUGCUCUACAUCAGGCCUGUCUGUCUGAUCCAGACUGCUCUACUUCAGGCCUGUCUGUCUGAUCCAGGCUGCUCUACAUCAGGCCUGUCUGUCUGAUCCAGGCUGCUCUACAUCAGGCCUGUCUGACUGAUCCAGACUGCUCUACAUCAGGCUUGUCUGACUGAUCCAGACUGCUCUACAUCAGGCCUGUCUGACUGAUCCAGACUGCUCUACAUCAGGCCUGGCUGUCUGAUCCAGACUGCUCUACAUCAGGCCUGUCUGACUGAUCCAGACUGCUCUACAUCAGGCCUGGCUGUCUGAUCCAGACUGCUCUACAUCAGGCCUGGCUGUCUGAUCCAGACUGCUCUACAUCAGGCCUGUCUGUCUGAUCCAGACUGCUCUAUAGCUGCUUGUUCAGUUCAUCCAGCAGGAGAGAGGCUCUGCCCUCACCAGCACUACAGCACACCUGGCACAUCCUCUCAGACUCAACCCAACCAACCAGGAUGCUCUUUCAGGUGCAUUACAGGUGCAUUACAGUCAGAGGGCAUGACAGGAAGUCAAACAGGAAGUCCCAGAAGGUCCCAGAAGGUCCCAGAAGGUCCCAGAAGGUCCCAGAAGGUCCCAGAAGGUCCCAGAAGGUCCCAGAAGCUGCGCCUCUGUAUGCUAAAAGCACUGUGUACAUAAGACGUUGCUUUUGUGUCGAGUAAAAAAAACUAAAAAAAAAACUACAACAAUAAAAAACAUACAGAAGAAGAUGAACUGGUGGGGAAAAAGAAACAAACAGCUUUGUUAGGGCUAGUCCUACUCUAGAUGCUAGCGUUGCUUAGUUUUAUAUAGAGACAACAUAGCACUAGCGCAACAGAUGUACAGAGUUUAGAUUUUCGCUUUAUGCUUCCGUAAAGUUCCGGAAGGUUUAAUCUGAAGAGAAGCCUACACAGGGUGUGGAUACGCUGCUCAUCCCACUGCACUGUGGCCUUAAGACAUCAGGGAUGGAUGCUUGUUUAUAUCACCCUUUUAUUUCAACACACUGUGUGCACAUACAUGUAAAUAGGUUUUCAUCUUCCUGCAAAGGUUCAUGCCUUUUGAUUUGAUCAUUGAAGAGAAGGGACUUGAUGUGUAAAUAUGUCUUUUUGUUUUGGGAAGGUAUACGUUUCGUAUUGUUUGGGUUUGAGUUUUAGAGUUUAUUGGUUUUGGUUGAAAGUAUAAAGAUUUCAAGGCCUCUCGAGGUUAUUUUCAAAUACUUUUUGUUUUUAAAGAAGCCAAGAAAAUCCCCAUGUUUGUUUCUGUGUUUUAACUUAUUGACUCUGUGUGUUGACCCAAGCCAUUGAUGAAUUAUUGUUUAUGAUACUGUGUAGCCAAGCUAUCAUUGUUUUGUUUGUUUUUGUUAAAACCUGCCUUAUUCAAACCCUUUGCCUGUGAUGGUACCUGGACAGGUGUAUAGCUAUGGGAAGACUAGGCAGCCCUAAACUACGGUGAUGUUACUGUGAAACCUUCGGCUCAGUCCCCCAGACAUGGAUUAAGCCUAGUCCUAGACUAAAACAUUUUUCAACAGAGAUCUUCACUGAAUUCUUCUUAGUUGUAGGCUUAAUCCCUGUCUUGGUCUGGCUGGUCGGGUGUAGGUGUGGGCAGAGACCAGAGCGAUGCAGGGCUGGGCCGAUGGAUGAGUUCGAUGUUACCAGUGUUUCUUCACAGGCUUGAAAGGGUUUACCUCAGGUCCUCCUGUCUCCUCUAUGCAUCCCAUCACCUCCACCACACCUCCCCAUCACCUCCACCACACCUCCCCAUCACC
Messenger RNA from Hypomesus transpacificus, 5336 nucleotides. It is a transcript of the gene arel1, whose product is annotated as apoptosis resistant E3 ubiquitin protein ligase 1. The record is from RefSeq and is a predicted model, not a curated record. Lineage: Eukaryota; Metazoa; Chordata; Actinopteri; Osmeriformes; Osmeridae. Bases 203 to 3262 code for a protein of 1019 amino acids. The transcript has 22 exons. Gene Ontology annotation, biological process: protein polyubiquitination; positive regulation of protein catabolic process; proteasome-mediated ubiquitin-dependent protein catabolic process. Gene Ontology annotation, molecular function: ubiquitin-protein transferase activity.